AGGAAGUUGUAACUCGAAGGCAACUGAAUACUAGGCUGGGGCUGUAUGCCUCGGAGCGGUGGCUGAGUGGAUGUGGUUGCGGACUAGGGACCUACGUCUUCAGCCCCACACUUCUCUUGCAAAAGUUGUUGAAGGAGCAGGCAGCGACGCCUGCAUCCUGGCUGCUGGCUCCCACAAGCCCCGCAAGGAGUUGGCAUGGGGAUCCCCCGCAGAUUCCUGUCCCCCAAAGAGGAGUCUCAGUUCCAGCACCAGGGCGCGGUGGAGCUGCUGGUCUUUAAUUUUCUUCUCAUUCUGACCAUCCUCACAAUAUGGUUAUUCAAAAACCAUCGAUUCCGUUUCUUGCACGAAACUGGAGGGGCCAUGCUGUACGGUCUCAUAAUGGGAUUGAUUUUACGUUAUGCUACAGCACCAACGGACAUCGAAAGUGGAAUAGUCUAUGACUGCGGAAGGCUGGUUUUCAGUCCAUCAACCCUUCUAGUUAAUAUCACUGACCAAGUGUAUGAAUAUAAGUACACAAGGGAAAUCAGCAAACACAACAUCAAUGCUCACCAGGGCAACGCAAUGCUUGAAAAGAUGACAUUCGAUCCAGAAAUCUUCUUCAAUGUUUUAUUGCCCCCGAUCAUCUUUCAUGCUGGAUAUAGUUUAAAGAAGAGACAUUUUUUCCAAAAUUUGGGAUCAAUUUUAACAUAUGCUUUUUUGGGAACUGCAAUUUCCUGUAUUGUUAUAGGGCUGGUAAUGUAUGGCUUCGUGAAGGCAAUGGUACAAAUGGGCCAGUUAAGAAAUGGAGACUUUCACUUCACUGACUGUUUAUUUUUCGGUUCAUUGAUGUCUGCUACAGAUCCAGUGACGGUGCUGGCUAUUUUCCAUGAAUUGAAUGUUGAUACUGAUCUGUACACACUCCUUUUUGGGGAGAGUGUGUUGAAUGAUGCUGUGGCCAUAGUCCUCACAUAUUCCAUAUCUAUUUAUAGCCCGAAGGACAACCCAAACACUUUUGAUGCUGCAGCAUUCUUCCAAUCUGUUGGGAACUUCCUCGGCAUCUUUGCUGGAUCAUUUGCUAUGGGGUCUGCUUAUGCUGUCGUCACAGCUCUGUUGACCAAAUUCACAAAGCUGUGUGAAUUCCCCAUGCUGGAAACGGGUCUGUUUUUCCUCCUGUCUUGGAGUGCCUUCUUGUCUGCGGAAGCUGCGGGUCUGACAGGAAUAGUAGCUGUCCUCUUUUGUGGUGUGACACAAGCCCAUUAUACCUACAACAAUCUUUCUCCAGAUUCCAAAAUGAGAACAAAACAGCUCUUUGAAUUCAUGAACUUCUUGGCGGAGAACGUCAUCUUCUGCUAUAUGGGCCUGGCACUCUUCACAUUCCAGAAUCACAUCUUUAAUGCUCUUUUUAUACUUGGAGCAGUCUUAGCCAUUUUUAUAGCGAGAGCCUGCAACAUCUAUCCGCUGUCCUUCAUAUUGAAUUUGGGCCGGAAACAGAAGAUCCCCUGGAAUUUUCAGCACAUGAUGAUGUUUUCAGGUCUCCGUGGAGCAAUAGCAUUUGCCUUAGCUAUUCGAGACACCGAAUCUGAGCCCAAACAAAUGAUGUUCACAACUACUCUGCUCAUAGUUUUCUUCACAGUCUGGGUAUUUGGCGGAGGAACCACACCAAUGCUGACAUGGCUUCAAAUCAGAGUUGGUGUUGAUCCAGAUGAAGAUCUGAAGACAGACUCUUCACAGCAGGGAGGAGAUAAUUUGGACAGAAACUCUACAAAGGCAGAGAGUGCUUGGCUUUUCCGAAUCUGGUAUGGUUUUGACCACAAAUAUCUGAAACCAAUUUUGACUCAUUCUGGCCCGCCGCUCACGACCACGUUACCAGAAUGGUGUAAUCCAAUUUCCAAAUUGCUGACUAGUCCGAAAGCAUAUGGGGAUCAUCCAAAGGACGAUGGUACAGACUGUAUCAUAACUCACGACGAGCUAGCCAUGAGCUUUGAAGAACAAGCCCCCUUGCCUUCCAGCCCCUCUGCAGGAUUGGGAAAGGACUCAAAAGCCUCCCCGAAGACUCCAAACAAGGAAAACAUUUACGAGGGGGACCUUGGACUAGGCGGCUAUGGACUCAAGCUUGAACACACUCCUGGUCAAUCCCAGCUGAAUUCGCUGGCAUGAAGCGUGCUAGGGGUAAUCACCAAUAAUGCUGGUGGAGGAUUGUGGAGGAAUACAAGCCCCACUGAUUAGACAGAGCUGGGAAGAUGCUGGGAAAUGUAUUAAAAGCAUAAAUUGAAGAGAAUCGAAAUCUUGUCACAUGUAUCCCCCUGGUGCCUGAAGAAAUGAGAAUUUAUGAUCAUUCAUCCAUAUUAUACAACUGAAUUUAAUUUCUGACAGCAGCAAUUUUUAUUAAUGAGUUGGGGGGAGGGAAGGGUCAAAAAUCUAACAUCUCCAAGGAUGACACUGAUAUAUCCAUGACUGCCGAUGUUUCCUCUCCAUCUGCUUCUCCCUGAGCUCUUGACUCCAAUUGGAGACUCGAGUCUUCUAAUUAGAGAUAGUUCAGGAGGGGUGAUUGAAGAAGAAGAGGAUGAGGCAGGGAGGAAGAGGAGAGCUUCAAAGGUAUUUUACCAGUUGCUCCUGAGGGUCCAGCUUUUUAGGUAGUGGAGAUUCUAAGGGGGAAGGGAAGAUGGGCAGGUUUUUUAAAGGGAUAUUUAUAUUCGCACAUAUUGCCUUGGAAAACAAUGCCCAGUUGAAGACCCAAGCUGAGGGCUUAGCCAUACCCACCAUUUUAUCUCCCUUUACCCAGGCUGCCCCUAUCCCUCCCAUCCUGGUCCCAUGCCUGGAAUCCACUCCUUCUUCCCCAACCCCAAGCUUCUCUCAGAGCACUCUAGAGGGCCACCUUCUAUGUAAAGCAUUUCCUGAGCAUCCCCACACUUUUUUUUAAUUGUUAGUAUUCUCUUGCUUUUUCAAUUAUCCUAUAUUUAGUUAUCUCUGUGCAUGCCAUACUCCCCCUCUCUCAGGAGAAUAUAAGCCCUUUGAGGGCAGGGACUGUUUUUCUGUUAUUUAUCUUUGUACCCCCAGCAUCUUCAAUGGAGGAGAUUAAUUAAUGCUUGCUGAAUUAAAUCAUGACCAACUAAUAGAAGCCAAAUCAUAUUUUGGAGAGACAGACCCAACCACUCCAGCCUCCAGAGGCUACCGGCUCUACUUGAUUUCCCAUUCCCAUUGGGUUUCUUUGGCCAGAUUAGGAUUUUUGUUUGUUCUGAUCUUUGUUCAAUGAGCUGCCCUCUAAGUGCAGCACAAGGAUCUCACUAAAACUUCCAAGGAAAGAUGGAUCUCUUCCCCACCUCCCCGUGUGUGCCUGAUGAAUGAGCAUCCCUGCCAGUGUUUACAUGUUAAUCUCUUCUUGGCUCCAAAGGGGAUGUUUCUGUAUCCUCUCUAAUGAGAUUCAGCAAGCACAGGUUGCCAUCCACAUAGUAGAAGAAUGUGCCCAGGCCCCUGUCCAGCCACCUGUCCAUUCAAUUCCAACACAAAUCUGUGAUUAACAGCAGCAGAAGAGGGAGGGAGGGAGGGGGAAGUGGGAUAGAUUUUAGUGCCUUUCCAAAAGCAAGGAGUAAAGAGCUCGGGGUGAGGGUGCUGAGAGGGAAGAGAGAAGGAGAACUGCAGCCUCUGCUUACCAAGGACAGCUCUCAGCACUUUGUUGGGACCUGAGAAUCAGGGAGCUGUUGAAUUCAGCCACCUGACCUGUGCCUUUUGAAGGCAUGAAUAUACCUCGUCUGGCAGCUCUUGAAAUGCAAAUAUUCAUAUGAGACUUCAAGAUGCAAGCUUUGGUUUUAGAUGAUCUGAUUAUAAUGAGCCUUUAAGGAAUUGGCUCAGUAGUUUUUUGAAGGCCAGUAAAGAAAAAAGUUCUCCAAAUGCCCAAGAAAUCUGGAAGUAACGUGGGCUUUGCUGACCAAAUGUUCUGUCUUAAACAAUAGCUGGAAAGGCAAGAGAUGCCCCAAAGUGAGCAUCACUUGCUUUGUUUUCUCAAUGGUGGGAUACAGAAGCCUGGCUUCUCUGAGCAUCCCAGGCAAACAUGAAAAAUGAUGGCGCGUGGGGUUCUCAGGUUUGACUUCAUCUAAUAAAAUAUUACUUUAAAAGGGA
Messenger RNA from Monodelphis domestica (gray short-tailed opossum), 4095 nucleotides. RefSeq names its product solute carrier family 9 member A9 (gene SLC9A9). The record is from RefSeq and is a predicted model, not a curated record. Gene Ontology annotation, molecular function: potassium:proton antiporter activity; sodium:proton antiporter activity. Gene Ontology annotation, cellular component: plasma membrane; recycling endosome. Gene Ontology annotation, biological process: regulation of intracellular pH; sodium ion import across plasma membrane; potassium ion transmembrane transport. Lineage: Eukaryota; Metazoa; Chordata; Mammalia; Didelphimorphia; Didelphidae.